AAUAAUUUCUUUCUUUUCUAGAUGUUGACAAAAUAGCCAUCCAUCCAUUGAUAUAUGACCUGCACGUGUUGAGGAAAACUGUUGUUACACAGACGUAUGGACAAUGUAUCAUGGAAGAAGACGGUUGAGUAGGCUUUGCAACGUGAUAGCCACGUUACUGUUCUGUUUAAUCUUCUUAUUGGUUUUAAAACGUAUGUGCAUCAUAGCAUUUUCAUAUUACCCAAAUCCACCAUCUGAACCUAAAAAUAGAAAUCAAAGAGACCAUGUGGUCACUUACGGAGCCAGUUACUUGAAACCAGCUUCUCUAAAAACUAUAGUCGUUUGGACGCGUUAUUUCGGAGAAUGGGGUUGGGAGAUUAUAGCAGAAAAUUCAAUGAAAAGCUGCCCGUCUAAAUGUAUGUACACACGAGAUAAAAACAUAGUAGGGAAUGCGGACGCGGUGUUAUUUAAUGCCAAUGAUAUGUGGAAAUAUCGAACUUUAAUUGGCACGCUUUAUGAAUUCCCUAUAACAAUGCCUAAUGUGAGAACACCGAACCAAGUCUGGAUUUUACUGAGUAUUGAACCAAUGAAUACAAUGCGAGUUUCUAUGAACAAGUAUGGAUUUAACUGGACGACAUUAUACAGGAGGGAGUCCACCGUAUACUACCCAUUUACAAACUGGUUUAAAAUGUCUCCAGAUGAAAUAAAUAUGAGUGAAACGCAUUCCCAAGGAGUGUCUGAAAAUCAUUUCAAAACUAAAACAAAGUUCGCUGCAACCAUGAUAAGUAAUUGUGACGAUGAUGCAAGAAGGUAUAAAAUAAUCAGGGAAUUGAAAAGAUACGUUGACAUCGAUGAAUUUGGGGAUUGUUCCGGAAAUGUGAUAUGUCAAUACCGGAAAUCCCCGAACGAAUGUAAGCAACUCUACGUAUAUAAAUUCUAUUUAGCUUUUGAAAAUAGUUUCUGUAGGGACUACGUUUCUGAGAAAUUUUGGUUGACAUUUAAUAGAGGGCAGAUCCCAAUUAUUGCCGCACCGAAAUACAAUUUAGAGAUGUUGCCUCCAAAGUCUUACCUAAAUGUGUUUGAUUACAAUAGUAUUCAGGAACUAGCAGACGAGAUGGUCAAGGUCGGAGAGAAUGAAACGCUUUAUAACAGUUAUUUUGAUUGGAUGAACAUUUAUAAGCGUGAGAAGAAAUCCAUAUAUUGCAGAUUAUGUGAGGAACUUUAUGCCAACAGAACAGCACAAAAUUAUGUUGACAUGGAUGAAUGGAUCAAUGAUGAUAUUUGUGAAAAGCAAACGUUAUGGUCAUCGCUGUCGGCAUUAAUCGAGAGGUGGUUGUUUGACAUCGGAUUGGUAUAAACAGUUAUGUGCCACAUAACAGAUCAUAUGUGUGCAUACUGCAGUCGUCAUCAGUCCUGGUAGAAUGAUGGCAUGAACUUCGAACGUCAGAUUCCAUUUAAAAUGCUAACAAGAAAAGCAUUGAUGCAAAGCAUCAAAGGGCGUCCAAUCAAGAAAUUCAGCAAGUGAAUAUGAACUUGUAGACAUCUGAUGACCAGAUAUUCUAAUAAACUUUUCAAUGGUUAAUUGGUUUUCACCGAAUUGUAUAAUAUUUAUGAAUGGGCGGACGAAAGACAUUGUUCAUCAUGAACUUUGAUAGGCAUGCUAGAGAUUAGAAAAGUAAAUGCUUUCCCACAGGAACUUGAAAUUCUAUUAAUAUUAACGACAAUAGCCAACGUUUACAGGUUUGUAAUAUCCAAAAUAUGUCCCCCUAUAUGGUAUAAUAUCAUUUAUACAAUAUAGGGAGUAUUUUUGGAUUUUAUCAUUAAUAUUGAUUAUUUGAUAGAAAUUCAGGUUCAUAUGGUAUUUCCUUUGGAACAUACAAAAUAGUAGUCAAAAUGAAAGUAUGUUAAUUAAUUUAUAGGGAGGUCAAUUUACUACUUAUGAAUUACUUCAAACAGCGUCUGAUCAAUCAGUGUGUUUACAUUCCUAUCAAUAAACCCAUAACAACUCAUGUUAACUUGCAGACGAAAGUUUCUGUUAAAAUGUCACAAUGUUCGUUAAAAUGUCACAAUAUUCGGCAAAUCAACAUUUCACUCAAACUACCAUAAAAUCGAUUGCCUUCAAACAAAACAUAGAACUGCAAAAAAUGAUAUAACAAUUUGUAAAAAGGCUUACUAAAACUUUUUCUACAGAUUUAUUAAGAGUGCAAUUAAUUGUUUUAAUAUGUUUGCAUUUCAUUUAUUGCAAAAUUCUAGAGUUUGUUUUUUAUUACAAUAGCGCGACACGAAUGACCGUGUCUUUAAACUGAUGAUAUUAUAUGCAAGAUGCGUUAUUGUUGUGCCAUGUAAUGCCUUGUCAUUUUAUGAUAUUAAAAUUAUUAUUAUACAUUAACAGUUAAACAAAUGAAACUAAUUUACAUAUCAAUUUAUAAUAUUUUGUAGAUAACAAAGACAUGUACAUAUUGAUUGAACGAUUUUGUGUUCUUGAAUUUUCAAAAUAAUUUUUUUAACUUGUUGUAAAUGCCUUAUUCAAAUUAUUAUUAUUAUUAUUUAUUAUUAUUUAUUAUUUAUGUAUUUAUUAUUAU
Molecule: messenger RNA, 2561 nt
Organism: Ruditapes philippinarum (Manila clam)
Lineage: Eukaryota; Metazoa; Mollusca; Bivalvia; Venerida; Veneridae
Product: alpha-(1,3)-fucosyltransferase fut-6-like
Exons: 2
Coding region: 104-1336 (410 amino acids)
Cellular component (GO): membrane
Molecular function (GO): alpha-(1->3)-fucosyltransferase activity
Source: RefSeq, a predicted model, not a curated record